CAGGAUCAAAACUGAAAGCAAUUGGUCCUCUCUUACAUAUGGUUCUUGAUCAAUGUGGGCAAGAAAUAUUAGGAGGCCAAAGUAGUAUCAAGUUAAAAACUCCUUUCAUUCCUAGCAGCAAAAUGAAUAUGCAACAUGUCCUACCUCCGCAACAAGUUAUUUUCGCCACUGCAUAUGAGCAUGAAUUUUACACAAAACUUACAAGCUCCAAAACAGAAAGCAGCCUAAGAAUUUUUUAAAUUAAAAGAGUAUGGGUAGAUCAGAGAACGUUGGCGCUAUCUAUGAACCCAGGCGGUUGGAUUCACCCCUGUGUAAUGGAUUGUUAUGGGAUGUUAACUACAACCGAGCCGCUUCAUCGUAGAAAAGAAGGAAAAAUUGGUGACAAAGAAAUCCUAAUGCAUGUCGUCAUAAAAGAAGUCACGAAAUUACUGAUGGACCCCAACCCCAACCUGGAUUGUUCUGAUCCAGAAUAUAAAAAGAUUUUCUCACUAGAUUAUGUUGGCUACAGAUUGGAAAACGCAGGAUUGGUACACAUUCCAUGUCCAAUUGGGAAAGAGUGGAUACUUAUUGUCGCAAACUUCAUCGAUAAAUCAUUCGAUGUAUUAAAUCCUGAUUCCGGAGUAGGAAAGUUCUCCACAGUAGUUGACACUGUGAUAUUCAAUUUCAAACAAUUAUUUGUCAAAUGUUACCCUGGUUGCUUCAAGUUCAACAUACAUGACUUUAGUGUUAAAUAUGUUCAUGCUCCUAAACAAAACUUUAGGUAUGACUCAGUAAUUUUUGUAAUCCAAUACAUGAGAUGCUACAAUGGAGUUGAAGUAAAACAAUUCUCAAAUGUUGACUUGCAAGAAAUCCGUGAAAAAGUCUCAUGCUAGCUAGUGAUAAACAAA
This is a messenger RNA of Lolium perenne, 887 nucleotides long. NCBI's taxonomy places the organism in Eukaryota, Viridiplantae, Streptophyta, Magnoliopsida, Poales, Poaceae. The record is from RefSeq and is a predicted model, not a curated record.